AUGUCUCAAGAUCUAGAUACACUAGCGGUGAACACGAUCCGUGUUCUAUCGGUGGAUACAGUUGAAAAAGCAAACUCAGGUCACCCAGGUGCACCAAUGGGCAUGGCACCAGCAGCACAUGUGUUGUUUUCAAAGAUGAAGUUUAAUCCAAAGGACCCAGAGUGGCCCAACAGGGACCGGUUUGUGCUCUCGAACGGUCACGCAGUUGCCCUCUUGUACACAAUGCUCCACUUGACGGGUUACGACCUCAGUAUGGAGGACUUGAAGCAGUUCAGGCAGCUUGGAUCGAAGACGCCAGGCCACCCGGAGGCACACACGCCGGGUAUCGAGGUGACAACGGGACCAUUGGGCCAGGGAGUUGCGAAUGCGGUCGGUUUGGCCAUCGCCCAGGCCAACGUGGCAGCAACGUACAACAAGCCGGACUUCGUGGUGUCUGACAACUACACAUACUGCUUCUUCGGAGACGGGUGCAUGAUGGAGGGCAUCUCGCACGAGGCGUGCUCGUUGGCGGGCCACUUGAAGUUGGGCAAGUUGAUUUGUUUCUACGACGACAACAAGGUGUCGAUCGACGGAUCGACGAAGCAGGAGUUCGACGAGGACGUCGCCAAGAGGCUUGAGGCAUACGGCUGGGAGGUGAUCGAGGUUCCGAACGCAGACACGGACACGGGGGCGAUUUUGGCCGCCUUGGAGAGGGCAAAGAAGACGGAUGAUAGGCCAACGUGCAUCAAGAUGCACACUACCAUCGGAUACGGAUCGCAGAAGCAAGGCACUGCAGGCGUGCACGGGUCGCCUUUGAAGCCGGAGGACGUGGCGCAGUUGAAGCAGAAGUGGGGCUUUGACCCGGCCAAGAGCUUCGAUGUUCCAGAGGAGGUGUACCGGUACUACCGCGGGGUGGCGGCAGCCGGAGCGGAGGCGGAGUCGCGGUGGCAGGACAACUUCGCCCGGUACUCGAAGAAGUACCCGGAGUUGGCUGCGGAGUACGCCCGCAGACAGGCGGGUAAGCUUCCAGAGGGCUGGGAUUCGGUGUUGCCGGUUUACACGGCAGCAGAUCCCAAGGUGGCCACCCGGAAGCUCUCCGGGGAUGCGAUUGCAGCGAUCGUGGCGAAAGUGCCGGAGGUGAUUGGUGGAUCGGCCGAUUUGACGCCAUCCAACAACACCCGGUGGGCCGCUGCCAGGGACUUCCAACCGGCCUCGUCGGGCCUGGGAGACUACUCCGGUAGGUACAUCCGGUACGGAGUCCGGGAGCACGCCAUGGGGGCCAUUAUGAAUGGCCUCUCAGCAUACGGGCUCAACUUCCGGCCGUUCGCGGGCACAUUUUUGAACUUUGUGUCCUACGCCGCCGGAGCAGUGCGUCUCUCCGCACUCUCAGGCCACCCGGUGGUCUGGGUUGCCACGCACGACUCCAUCGGGCUCGGGGAGGAUGGUCCAACGCACCAGCCCAUCGAGACAUUGGCCCACUUCCGGGCCAUGCCUAAUUUGAUGGUGUGGAGGCCUGCGGACGGAAACGAGGUGUCUGCCGCCUACAAGACGGCUCUGGAAUCGAAGAACACACCUUCCAUAGUGUGUCUCACCAGGCAGGGCCUCCCGGAGCUUGCCGGCUCGUCCGUCGAGAAGGCCGCCCGCGGGGGUUAUGUAGUCCGCGAAGCCUCGGCCUCGACCGCCGGUUUGGUGCUGGUGGCCACGGGCUCCGAGGUCUCGCUCGCUGUAGAUGCCGCCGGGCUGCUCGAGGCUGAGGGAAUCCCAACGAGAGUCGUCUCGUUGCCUGAUUUCUUCACCUUCGACCAUCAGCCUGCCGAGUACAGGAAGGCCGUUCUUCCCGACGGCGUUCCUAUUCUCUCGGUCGAGGUGUUGUCCACCUUCGGCUGGGGAAAGUACUCGCACGUGCAUCUGGGCCUUGACCGGUUCGGUGCCUCGGGCAAGGGCCCCGAGAUCUUCAAGCGGUUCGGUUUCACUGCCGAGGGAAUCGCCCAAAAGGGAAAGCAGACUGUGCAGUUCUUCAAGGGCAAGCAGGUCAUUUCUCCUUUGAGUGCUCCGGACUUUGCUGUCAGGCAGUGA
This is a messenger RNA of Brettanomyces bruxellensis, 2055 nucleotides long. RefSeq names its product Transketolase (gene TKL1). Gene Ontology annotation, biological process: pentose-phosphate shunt. Gene Ontology annotation, molecular function: transketolase activity. Lineage: Eukaryota; Fungi; Ascomycota; Pichiomycetes; Pichiales; Pichiaceae. The record is from RefSeq and is a predicted model, not a curated record. The coding region runs from base 1 to 2055 and encodes 684 amino acids. Gene Ontology annotation, cellular component: cytosol. The transcript has a single exon.